Messenger RNA from Xenopus laevis (African clawed frog), 2039 nucleotides. It is a transcript of the gene zp3.2.S, whose product is annotated as zona pellucida sperm-binding protein 3. The record is from RefSeq and is a predicted model, not a curated record. Lineage: Eukaryota; Metazoa; Chordata; Amphibia; Anura; Pipidae. The transcript has 8 exons. The coding region runs from base 20 to 1363 and encodes 447 amino acids.
UGAUGUUUGUUUAAUCACAAUGGGAAUGUGGGAAUGUCUGGGGGCUGCUUUUUGGGUAUUGUUGGUGUGUGAAGCAAUGCUGACAAGUUGCAGACACUCUGAUGAUCCCAAUUAUUACUGGAAAUGGGGCCCUUACAGAAAUUUCCCUCCCUCUGUGUCUGGUCAGGGCUCCAGAGGGUACGGCCGGGUGGUCUUCCAAGCCAGGGAUCUGCAGCCCACCCAAUUGAACCCUGUCAGUGUGCUCUGUGAUGAGGCCCAGGUAACUGUCACUGUACAGAGGGACCUUUUUAGGAAUGGGAGGCUGGUGAAGGUCUCAGAUCUCACUCUAGGGCCCCGGGGCUGUACCCCAAGCUCACAGGGCCCGGACACUGUUACUUUUCAGUAUGGACUGCAGGAGUGUGGCAACAGUCUACAGAUGACCUCCAACUGGCUGAUUUACAGCACCAACCUGACCCACAGCCCAACUCCUUCCAGGAACUCGCCCAUAAUUCGCACAAAUUCUGCGACAGUUCCCGUCCUGUGUUAUUACCCCAGACAUGGCAACGUCAGUAGCAAGGCCAUCAAACCCACAUGGAUUCCUUUCAGCUCCACCGUGUCCAUGGAAGAGAAACUCUCCUUUUCUCUGAAACUCAUGACAGAUGACUGGCUCUCUCCUCUGGCUUCUUCUGUGUUCCGGCUUGGUGAUGUAUUCAGCAUUGAGGCUUCUGUUGAUACCAGAAACCUUGGUCCCAUGAUGAUCUUUGUUGACCGUUGUGUGGCCACCCUGUCACCUGAUUUGAACUCAAGCCCUCAGUAUGAGAUUAUUGCUCUCAAUGGGUGUUUAGUGGAUAGUAAACAGGAAGACUCUUCCUCUACCUUCUGGUCUCCAAGACCUUCACCAGACAAGCUGAGAUUUAAGGUUGAUGCAUUCAAGUUCAUUGGAGCAGAUUCUCCUGUGAUCUACAUCACUUGCAGUGUGAGAGCAGCUGCAGCAAACCAGGGCCCAGAUGUUCUGAACAAGGCCUGCUCCUUCAGUAAAGUCAGCAACACGUGGUCGUCACUAAAUGGCCCCAAUAAUAUCUGUGACUGCUGUGACACAGGAGCGUGUGCUGCUACUGGAAGCAGAGGGGUCAAUUAUUUCAGGAGAUUAAGCAGAUCGGUUGAUUCAAGCUCUGAAGUAGAAUUGGUAGCAGUUGGUCCUCUGUUCAUCAUUGACCCGAAAAGUCAUGUGGCUCCGUCCGUAAAUCAAGAAUCAAGCCAAAUUGUUGAGCUCUGGCUGUUGGUAGCACUGUGUUGUCUAAGUCUCAUUGUGAUUUCAGUUUGUGUUAUUGUGAAUAUCCACAGAUUUUGUAGGAAACAAAGUAUCUUUGUUCUUGCAAAAUAAAGUAUCUUAAAGAAGCAGAGUCUUGGAUUGCCUUUCUAUUGCAACUAAUUUGGUGGGAGGUGUUUAUAGAUGUGCACUCCGGGCUGUGUGGGGGAAAUGAUUUAUUUUACAGAUGUUCUUGUACCCUUGUUACCCUACUGGGAUGUUGGGGACCUCUAAAAUGCAGUUAAUCAUGUUAUAGGGGGUUUUACAACCUAAUAAAAUGAUUCAAAGACACCAGCUCUAUCUGCAGCCCAACCAAGUCUAGGAAUCCUGUAUUUGAGAAGACAGGAGGGGGAAAUGGUGCACCAGUAAAUAAAAGUUCUGUAGUCUAUAGAGGAGCCUCCUUUUCGUUCUUCUUUUUCUCCAUGAAAAAAGGUCCUUCACAAUCUGCCUACACUCUAAAGAGCAGUCACAUUCACCCACAACCACCUUUUUUAACCAGAAAAAACAGCCUCAGCCCUGACAAUCCUUCCAUCCCUCUAGCCAGUUUAGUUGCACGUCUCUGCACUUGCUGCACCUCCUUUAUAUUCUCCGUAAGGACUGGAGCCCAAAACUGCCCCUAAUACUACAGGUGAGGCCUUACCAGGAACCUAUAAAGAGGCAAAAUGAUGUGUAUUUUAGACCAUACUUUAUUUGAUUUAGUAGCCACUAAGUGAUAUUACAUAGUUAUUCACAGUAUGUUAAUUUCAGUUAA